Molecule: messenger RNA, 1332 nt
Organism: Toxoplasma gondii ME49
Lineage: Eukaryota; Apicomplexa; Conoidasida; Eucoccidiorida; Sarcocystidae
Exons: 2
Coding region: 464-1006 (180 amino acids)
Source: RefSeq, a predicted model, not a curated record
AUCGCACAGAACUUCGAUUUCUGUGUUUCUGAGUUCGUGUACAGGAGCGUAGUGUCGGCGUCUCGAAUUCUACGCACUUCUCACUUGGUAGACACGUGUUCCGUGCAGUCUGUCCUCGGGUUGGAAAGAGUGAUUCUGCGAGUUCCGCCACUGCCGUGUCCAGCUGCAUAGAGUUAUGCAAAUAUCUCCGAACCCAAUCAUGUGGAAGCCCACCGGCGUUUCAGCACAGUGUCUGGGGACCGGAACAAAGGAGUUGCAGCUGCAGCCGAGGCAGGCCUCAUAAAGGCAUUAAGGGUACGAGGCCGACCGGUCGCUGAACGGCAGAAAUUCAGUUCGUUCCGUCCUCACGUGACAAUCACCUCUGCGUGGCUCUGCCAAUCUGAACGGGUACACUUCGCUGCCGGAAACACGACACUGACUUCUCCGUGGAGAACGCGGCGGCGCUACGAGUUCCGAACUCUCUAUGUGGACUCUGGAAACUACCGCACGCGAGAGAAACUGCACUUGCCAGCUUGCGUGGCGCUCUAUAGGCCGGCCCCGUCGCGAUUUCUGGCGGAACCCAAACCCCCAGAGGAGAGCACAUGUGCUCAAGGUGACAGGAGAGAACCGCAUCGCCUGCGCCGGCGUUUCGGAAGCGUAUUCUAGCAGGGAACGAGGUUGUUUUUUUGCGAAGAUUCGGCGGUUGUUGCUGCCAGAAAAUCGCGCGUUCUUUCGUGUCUCAAUUCUGUUUGGUGUUCUUUUCCUGAAUCGCGUUUACCCUUUCACGCUGUUCGUGGCUGCUUUUGAUCCGCACUCUCGUCUCUCUCGCGUCGGCACCUGCCGCACCGUUCCGUUUUUUCACCGGAGUGUUUUGGCUGGGCUCUCGCGCUUCUGCAUUUUUCAUUUGCUUUUUUGGCUGCCUCUGUGCUGCGACUCGUUUUUUCGUCUCGUCCCGUCCGCUUUCUUCGACAAAACUCCCGCACUCUGCAGCACCGCCAGCGCACAGGCCACGCGGGAGAGGGCGUGACGCCCGCCUUCCCCCCAGUCUCCCGUCGUUCCGGGUCGCCUGAAAAGGAUGUGAACGUGCGCUUUCCCGCGCGAAUCUCUUCCCUUCCGCCUUCAUCUUGAAUGUGCGUCGGAAAACUCGGUAUUUCGAUCCGUUUGCCAGCUGUCUAAGUUGCGAAGAACGCCUGCGUUUCUGCCGUCUACGUCGCACGGAAACCCCAAAACGCGCGCGCCUGGCAAGAAUCCCCUAUCCGAGUUUGGACGUUUCCCUCGCGACACACACAGGAGCCGUCGCCUCUUUUCGGGCGCAAGCACGUUGUUUCUUUUCCGCUUCGUUUGCUUUCCCCG